GAUGAAGCUCUGCGAGAGCGCCUGAAGGCCUCAUUAUGGUUCUCGAUUGGAAAGAUUGUCGAUGAAGAGACUUUGCGCCAAAACACGACGGCUACUCCUCAAUUCAUUGGUGCUUUAACAGAGAUGGUGUGGACGCAAAUUGAGAAUGUGGCCAUGGAUCUCGAGUCCUUCUCACGCCAUGCUGGCAGAACAAUGGUUACGACAGAUGAUGUGCUCCUCAUUACAAGACGGAACGACGCGCUUCAUGGAAUCAUCAAGGACUUUAUUGACAAGGAGAAGGCGAGAAACGCUAAAGGCAAAGGUCCUGCAAAGGCAAAG
Mollisia scopiformis is the source of this 318-nucleotide messenger RNA. RefSeq lists its product as uncharacterized. The annotation marks the transcript as partial. The transcript is spliced from 2 exons. Gene Ontology annotation, molecular function: protein heterodimerization activity; chromatin binding. NCBI's taxonomy places the organism in Eukaryota, Fungi, Ascomycota, Leotiomycetes, Helotiales, Mollisiaceae. Gene Ontology annotation, cellular component: FANCM-MHF complex; Fanconi anaemia nuclear complex. The record is from RefSeq and is a predicted model, not a curated record. Gene Ontology annotation, biological process: resolution of meiotic recombination intermediates; replication fork processing.